This is a messenger RNA of Pecten maximus, 4404 nucleotides long. RefSeq lists its product as uncharacterized. Gene Ontology annotation, biological process: DNA integration. The transcript has a single exon. The coding region runs from base 1 to 4404 and encodes 1467 amino acids. NCBI's taxonomy places the organism in Eukaryota, Metazoa, Mollusca, Bivalvia, Pectinida, Pectinidae. The record is from RefSeq and is a predicted model, not a curated record. Gene Ontology annotation, molecular function: nucleic acid binding.
AUGUCGUCGUUAAAGGAACUGCAGGAAAUUGGGAAGGAAAUAGGUUUAGAAGGAAAAGAACUGCAACAGUUUAUUUUGUCAGAGCAAGCCAAGGAAAGAGACGAGCGAGAGAGGGAAAGAGAAGCUAGGAAGUUAGAGGCCGAGAGGAAGCAUGAUUUAGAGUUGAUUCAAGAGAAGACCCGAGCAGCUGAGAAGGAAAUGGAGUUGCAGUUAGCACUUGUAAAGGAGAAGGAGGAGCUGGCUAUGAAGGAGCAUCAACGACGGAUGGAACUGUUACAACUGAAAGGUAGACAGGAUAUGAAGCCUAAGGUGACAGGCAGUGAUUUGAGGGGUCCUAAACUCCCAGCAUUUGAGGAGGGCAAAGACAAUAUUGAUUCAUAUCUGCAGAGAUUUGAGAGGUUUGCGACUACUCAAGGAUGGGAUAUGGAGAGGCAGUGGGCGUCCAAUUUGAGUGUACUUCUGAAAGGUAGGGCGUUAGACGUGUUUAGCAGACUUCCUGUGGAGCAGAGCCUGGAUUAUAAUGUUUUGAAGGACGCUUUGUUGAAGAGGUUUGAGACAACUGAGCAAGGGUUUAGGAAGAAAUUCAAGACUGGACGACCGGAAGCUGGUGAAACUUUUGCGCAGUUCGCUGUAAGACUAGACAGCUAUUUUCUGAGAUGGUUGGAAAUGGCCAAAACCCCAAAGACGUUUGAAGGUGUGAAGGAUUUGAUCAUUCGCGAUCAGUUCAUCCAAGCCUGUGGAAACGAAUUGACGCUAUUCCUGAAGGAACGCAUACCAGCUACUAUUGGUGAGAUGGCUAAACUGGCGGAUCAGUUUGCCGACGCCAGGGGACACACGGCGAAUCUACUGAAGUUCCGUCCCGAGGGUUAUAAGAAGCAAUUCAACGGAUCUAAUGGUAAGACUGGUACAGGGGAUGUCUCGACAACGAAACAGUCCGGUUCGGAGUCUGGUUCUAAGACUAGGCCGGUUGGCUCAAGCUCGGGAUCAGGUAAACAUUGCUUCAUAUGUAACAAGACCGACCAUUUAUCUUACAACUGUCCUAGGAAAUCGAAGAAGGGUCAGGUUCAGUGUAUCUCUACUAAGGACAAGGCUGCUGUUAUUCCUCCAGAAGAUUGUUGUUCAGAGGAAGUUGUGAAGGAUACAGAUACCACGGAGACUAAUAUACUGACAACUUCGUGUGAACGGCCGGUAAUCUGUGAUAUGCCUGUAGUGAAAGGACGUGUUGGUAAUCGUUCUGUGAUGGUGCUCAGGGACACUGGUUGCUCAGGAGCUGUUAUCCGGAAGAGUCUCGUAUCUGAUGAGGAUGUUACCGGCGAGACGCAGGCCUGUAUAUUGGCUAAUGGUGACAAACUUACUGUGCCUAUCGCUAAGCUGUUGGUGGAUUCUCCAUAUUUUACCGGAAGCGUAUGUGCUUGGUGCAUGGACAAUCCCGUGUAUGACUUGAUACUUGGAAAUAUUCCGGGAGUUAGACAUGCCAACGAUCCCGACUUGGAAUGGAAGCCAGCGGAAGUCGUACAUGCUGUUCAGACGAGGGGCCAAGCUAAAAAGGAUAAUCAGCUAUAUCGUCCUCUGAGGGUACCUAAGGUGAUACAAGAGAUUGGAACUCCAGAAGAAAUCAAGGAGACGCAAAAGGCCGAUGGAACCUUGUCAAAGUACUGGAAUUUGGCUAAGGAUGGUGCCGUGAAAGACAGAACAGAUGGGGGAUUGUCACGGUUUUAUGUGAGUCGAGGAUUGCUUUAUAGAGAGUUUCAGAGUCCAAGUGUUGAAAAUGGACGGGUUUUCAAGCAAUUGGUGAUACCGGAGAAGUUGCGUUCUACAGUGUUACAACUGGCUCACGAUACUAUGAUGGCUGGACAUCUUGGAGCUAAGAAGACAAUGGACAGGAUCAGGACGGAGUUUUUUUGGCCUGGUAUAGCAUCAGAUGUUACCAGAUUUUGUAGGUCCUGUGAUGUAUGCCAGAGGACUAUUCCUAAAGGAAGAGUGACCAAGGUACCAUUGGGACAAAUGCCUCUAAUCGAUACCCCUUUCCAGCGUGUCGCUAUUGACCUGGUAGGACCAUUACAGCCAGUGACUGAUCGUGGGAAUCGCUACAUACUCACAAUAGUUGAUUAUGCUACCCGUUACCCAGAGGCAGUCGCCUUAAGAGGUAUUGAGACCGAGCGUGUGGCCGAGGCCUUGGUUGAUGUUUAUAGUCGUGUCGGAAUACCCCGCGAAGUACUGACAUAUUGUGGAACUCAGUUUACCUCGGAGUUGAUGCAAGAAGUUAGCAGAUUGUUGUCCAUACGCCAGCUGUCUACCUCUCCGUACCACCCCAUGUGCAAUGGGCUAGUUGAACGUUUCAAUGGAACUUUGAAGGGAAUGCUGCGUAAGAUGUGCGCUGAACGUCCGCGAGACUGGGAUAAGUAUCUUAACGCGCUUUUAUUUGCUUAUCGUGAAGUACCCCAAGACAGCCUUGGAUAUUCGCCAUUCGAGUUGUUAUACGGCAGGACAGUCAGGGGCCCGAUGAUGAUUCUCAGAGAACUUUGGACUAAAGAUGUUCCAGACCCGGAUACUAAGACCACAUACCAGUAUGUAGUGGACCUGAAGGAAAGGUUAGAAGAAACAUGUCAACUCGCUCAAGACCAACUUCGAACUGCAAAAACGCGUCAGGCGAAAUACUACAACAGGAAGGCAAAAGUUCGCGAGAUGAAGCCUGGACAGAAGGUAUUGGUUCUUUUACCAACCAAGAGGAACAAGCUCCUGAUGCAGUGGAGAGGGCCAUAUGUUAUUGAAGAAAAGAGAGGCUCUAUGGACUACAAGGUGAACGUUGAAGGAAAGAAGAAGACGCUGCAUGCCAACCUUUUGAAGUUGUAUGUUGAGCGGCAGUGCAGUUCGGCGGUUGCACAAGAUUUGGGUAUUUUGUCAGUCGUUUGUGAUGCCAUGGUAGCGGAAGAGGAUGAGAAUGACGAUGAAGAUUUUCCUCCAGGGAAUAUUGUCACUAUUCCUCCCCAGACCAGGACGGAAUCAUUAGAUGACGUCGCAGUAUCAGAGUUAUUGACAUCAGACCAAGCAACGGAUGUAAGGACGCUCUUAUUGGAAUAUGACGACGUGUUCACUGAUGUGCCAGGAAAAACUAAUCUGGGGAAGCACGACAUCAGGACAACAACCAGCGAGCCUGUUAGAGUGAAGAGCCAUAGUAUUCCAUAUAGUAUGAAGAACACCAUCAAGGAGGAGUUAGACAAGAUGCUACGAAUGGGUGUCAUUGAGUCGUCGGAGUCUCCAUAUGCGGCACCUGUGGUGAUUGUUCGGAAGAAGGACGGAACUAACCGGUUCUGUAUUGAUUUUCGUCAACUGAAUCGCGUUACGAUCUUUGACGCCGAACCAAUGCCCAAUGCGGACGACAUAUUUGCAAGACUCUCUGGACACAGAUACUUUUCUCGUCUAGAUCUGAGUAAAGGGUAUUGGCAAGUACCGAUGUCGGAAUCUGCAAGGGAGAAGACAGCAUUUACCACACCAUUCGGAUUAUUUCAGUUUUCGGUGAUGCCGUUUGGUCUUGUGAAUGCUCCGGCAACGUUUUGUCGCAUCAUGAGGAAACUCCUGAGAGGUAUGUCCGGUGUGGAAAGUUUCAUUGACGAUAUUCUUCUCUACUCGAAGACCUGGGACGACCACAUCCGAAUUCUAAGGGAUUUAUUCACUCGUCUACGGAAGGCUGGACUAACAGCCAGACCAACGAAAUGUGCACUGGGGUAUGGAAGUCUGGAGUGUCUGGGACACAUUGUAGGAGACCAGCGACUAUUACCCAAUCCUGACAAGGUGAAGGCUAUUUUGAGCGUUCCAAGACCUGAGACAAAGAAGCAGGUACGGUCUUUUUUAGGUAUGGCUGGAUACUAUAGGAAGUUCAUUCCUGAUUUUGCCGCAAUAUCUGUGCCUUUAACAGACCUAACAAGGAAGGGCCAGCCACAAAAGAUUAUCUGGGGUGAGGCUCAAGAGAUAGCGUUUGAAACGCUGAAGAAGAGCCUAUCCUCAAGCCCUAUCCUGAAGUUGCCAAGCUUAGAGGACGAAUUCAUCCUACAGACGGAUGCCUCAGAUUAUGGCAUUGGAGCGGUACUUCUGCAGGAAGAGGCGGGAGAUCGCCUCCCAGUCGCAUAUGCCAGUAGGAAACUCAAAGGUGCUGAAACGUCCUAUGCAGUGGUCGAAAAGGAGUGCUUGGCGGUUGUGUGGGGAGUGUUGAAGUUCCAACGUUACCUCUACGGACGCCAUUUUGUUCUUGAGACGGACCACCAGCCGCUGUUGUAUCUUAACAAGCUGAAAGGGACCAGUUCUCGUCUCAUGAGAUGGGCGUUGUUAUUACAACCAUACAGAUUUACCAUCAGGGCGAUUCGAGGAAGUGAGAAUGUGGGAGCUGAUUGUUUAAGCAGACUAUAG